AUGGCUACCAGCAGCAGCACAGAUGAUCCAGAUCUAUUGAAUCUUCAAUCAACCUUCGAUGAACAGCAGGCCAAAAUAACCGCCCUGCGCGAAAUUAUCCGACAAACAGAGGCGGUAAACGACAUAAAACAUGCAUCGGCGCAAGAGAAAGUAAAAAACAUCGCCCAGCGCUUGACGCAUUUCAAAACGAAGGUUACCACCUCCCGUUUAAACCGUGCCAGCAGUAUGAGUACUUCCUCGCAAUCCCUGGCAGGUGACACUGGGCAGAAAAAUCCGACCGAAUCGAUUCGGUUCGAUACGCGAGGAACACCUUUUCAGCGUGGCCGAUCGGAAUCAUCGGGCAUUGACAAAUGUUCGCUACUCCGACAGCAAAUCGAGGAGAACCGGCAAAAGAUGGCAGAAAGGGAAUCAAGCCAACGCGAGGUGGAGGAGAAGGUCAUCAAAAUUAAACACAUGCUAGAUGAGGCACAACAGUCGCUGAAGAUGUCUACGGAACUCGAACGAUCGAACACGUGUCUCGCUGAUCUAGAUUCACUGGUAAUGAACAGUGCAGCUUACUGUAACCAAAGUCUGUUCGAUAGCGAGACGGGAAAUAUUACGACCUCUACACAGUACAAUUUUACGCACGAGGUUGACGAUGCAUUCCAGGAAGAUCUGACGCAGUUCGAGGGCAGUGUUCGCGGGGCUCAAAUGGAGCAAAAGAACAACGAAACCCUCGAGCACAAGAUAGCGACUUUGGAAGAUAGCUUGCUACUUAAGGAAAACAUCCUCGAGGAACAGCUACGAUCGUUCCAUUUGCUGGUCAACAGUUUGCUUCAAGACGACAGUAAAUCGGCACAGCCAAGUGUUUUGUUAAUAAACGAUCUUUACAACAUGCAGAUACAACUUUUUCAACAUAUCUACAAAGUUUCCAGCGACGAAGCGGCCAGUCGGCUAAUUGAUUCUUACGGUUGCGAUCCAAUAGAAAGCGCAGCUGCAAAAAAUCGGAUCAUACAGGAAACAGCCUCUGCUGCGGAGUUAUCAGUGGCGAAAAUGCAAUAUCAUGAAACUACCCGACAGACAGAUAACAUAGAAUUUGAUGAUGCUGUCGAGAAAAUUGCUGCGUUAGAACAAACUAUAGCUUCACAAGACGCCGAAAUGGAAAGAUUGAAUCAGCAAAUGACCGAUUUGCGGCAUUCACUGGAAGAGAGAACGAUCGAACUGAAUGUUAUGACUGCCAACGUAUCUGUACUGCAAGAGAAGUUAAAGACCAGUGGGCCUAAGCCUUUGUUCCCGAGAACAGCAGAUGAGGAAGCCGAAACAGAGACGUCGAAACUAAAACAGCAGCUAGACGAAUCCAAUAAAAACAUGAUCAAAUGCAAACUGAAGAUAAAACAGCUUCAAAAGCAAGUUGAAACGUUUAAAAAGGCUUCGAAUAUGCACGAAGAGGUCGCCAGGUUGACCGAGGAGUUAAGUGACUAUUCGCAGCGGCUAAUCGAAGCAGAGAAGCGAAAAACUAGCCAAUCUGGUAUCGAAACUGACUGUGACACGUUGGCUCCUGAGUUACAGAAGCGCAUUGAAAUGCUAGAGCUCACGUGUCAAAACCAAGCGACGGCCAUGCAACUACUCGAGGAACAGAAGAAUGAUCUCAGCGAGGAUUUGUACCGCAUCAGAAAUGAACUACAGUCCCUAAAUGAUCACGUAACCGUCACCGAUAGUGGCGACAACGGGCGAAUAGCUAGCCAGAUGUUAUCCAUCGAGCUUGAGGAAAAGCUUGAGAAGUGCAUAGCUGAUAAGACGGAGCUCACGCAGGUGCUGAGCUGCUGGGAGGCGGAAAAAUCUGAACUGCAGCAAAAGUUGCAGCAUUAUGCAAAGGAAAACGAGGAAUUGCGUGGCAAAAUUGAUAAGCUUAGCCUCGAGAAAGUGAGCUCGGCGGAAUCGAUCGAAAUCCUGGAGAAUCUAACGUUGCACGAGAAGCAGGAAAUGGAAAACUCCGAAAAGCGUGUGUCGAGCGAAGGCAAGCAGACGGACACGGAAAAAGGAACGGAACGGAACCUGGACGACUCGAAAGAAGACCUCAAUGAAAGCUUACUUAAGCUGAUGGAGGAGAGCAAAGAGCUGAUGGUUAAGGUUGAACUGUUCACGGAUGAACGGCGCGAAGUGCUCGAGAAAUUGGAUGCAAUUUCGAUCGAGAAUCAAGCGUAUAUAUGCGAGCUGGAUAAGUUGAAGGAGGCAAACGAACAGCUGCGAAGCUACAGUGUCGAACUGGCAUCGGCAAAAUCCGAACUAGAAGAUAAGCUACGAGUAAUUAAUAACGAAAAGGAGACUAUUUUGCAAGACCUAGAUACGGCAAAGGUUAGUAAAAAUGAUGGCGACGAUGCAAGUGGACACACCGUAUUCCAGCCAUUUGAGAUGCCCGAAGAGCAAGCCUUCGAUAAGGACGUGUAUCAGCAAUCGUUACUUGCGGUGGAAACGGAGGUAACCAACUAUAACAAAAGCAAGGAUAAACAAAAGAAAAUACAAAUAUCGAAAAAGCUUACGGUGAAUGCAAAAACCAUGGUAACUAUGAGCAGACUAUUGGUGGAUGAAUACGACAGAUACGUGUCUGAACGAACGGCACUGUACAAGCAAGAUAAAGAUUCAGCUAUAAGCGUGCUGGAAGCGAAACUCGAUGAGGUAAAUAAAUCGGUGGAAGUAAAAAAUUCCCAAAUAGCGCAGCUGCAAAACGAAAUUGCAUUACUGAAGCACGAGCUCGAAAAAAGCUCCGACGAUGAGCCGGAAUUGUUAAAGGUAGAGCUAAACAGUAAGAAUGAUGAAAUUAUGCUGCUGAAAAAAGAUAUCGACGCGCUGGUUGACGCGAAGUCGGCCGAGUUGCUGCAAAUACAACACAGGCUGUUAGAUGCGCAGAAGGAAAUCCAUCAUCUUAAGGGCUUCUCUACGGAAGUGCAAUACCAGCUAGAUGUGAUGACGUCCCAGCGGACAAAGGAUGUUGAGGCCAGAGAUCGACAGAUAGAGCAGCUCCAGUCGGAACUGCGAAGCUCUCGCUCGGCGCGAGAGUCAUUGAACGAACACAUAAGCCAAGCAGUGGAGCAAAAGCAAAACACAAUCGAUGUACUCAACGUUCAAAUACAGGAUUUAUACGAAAAGAUUCAGGAAGCGUUUAACCGAGCGGAAAAGCUCGAGGCAGAGAAAAAAGAAACAGAGCAAAAGAACGAGGAGCUGCUCGAGAAGCUGAAAAAGUUUGCUGCCAACCUGAAAAAGAAGAACAUCCAAUACACCUCCUUAGAGAAGGAUAAUGAGCGAUUGAAGGAAUCGAAUCGGAACCUUACGGAACGGUUGGAAAUGGCCGAAAACGAACCACCAUCGGAGGAUGCGAACGAGCUGAAAGCGGAAAACGAACAGCUAUCUCAGAAGCUACACCAUCUGAACAACGAGCUGCAUCGGUUAUUGGAGCAGAAGUACCAAAUGGAAUCGGAAUGUCAGACCAGCCGGGAGGAACUGCGAACGCUUGGUGAAAAAUUAGCCCAAACGCAGGCAACGUUGUUGGAGAGAUGCGCGCAAUUGGAAAGCGUAGAGGCAGAGCUGGUAGCUAGCCGGGCUGAAACGAGCACCGCCCGGGAGGAGGUGUCCAGCAAGAACAGUAAAAUCGAAAAAUGUAAAGCCAUCAUCAAGGAGAAAAUAAAGGAAACGCAACGGCUACAGGAACGGGAUCGCCGAACGGCCUAUCUAGAGGACGAGUUGAGGAUGACCCAGAGUAAGCUAGAAGAUUUCCACAACCAAACGCUGCUGUUGGGUAGGUUGAAGAGCGAGAAAGAGGAGCUUAACGGGGCCGUUAAAGCGGAGCAUGAGCAGCGCAAGUGCGUGGAAGACAGACUCGCUCAACUACAACAAGAAUUUGAAGCGGUUCAAGAACGCAUCAGAAUGUUGGAUGAUAAUUUAUCGUACGUAGAAGGCUGGGUGAAGCGAUACGGAGCAAAGUGGCAUUCGCCAACUGAAUCCCAGAUAUGUGUAAAAGCGGAAGAUGUUUCACCAGACAUGUUCAGGUGGUUUGACAUACUGCUGGAGACCGAUAAAUUCCUUACACAAAUGUUCGCCCAGAAAGCUAAACAAAUCAAGACCAUUCAAUUGCGCUUACUGGGAGCGGAACAAGACGCAGAUGAUCUUGAAGACGAGGUGAGCGACAUAGAAACGGAGCUCGAAAAUACUCGCUACAAGUGUAAAGAAUACGCGCAACGGUACAACGAAAAGGAACAGGCUGCAGCACAGCUGAGGCAAGAGUUAAGCACAGCGCAGAGCGAAUUGCAGCGAGCGAUGGGCGAACUAUCGCAGAUGACGUCGCAGGCUUCUGAGCAGGUUAUGUUGCGCGAUGAGAUCGAAAUGGUGCAGGCGCAGCUUCUGGCAUCGCAACAUGCGGAACUAGCAAUGCUACGCCAACAGCUGGAAAAUGCAAGCCAUGAUCAUACGCUAAUGAUCGAGCAGUUGCAAAAUGUUCAAGAAACCAACGCCGCAUAUUCAGCGGAAGUCACAUUGCUACGAGAAAACGUAUUAGCCCUCGAGCGCCGGGCGGUUGAAGAGUCGGCUAAUAUUGCGAAAUUAAACACGUUAAAUGAAACUCUUCGCAGCGAAAUUCAGCAGAUGCAAGAAAAAUUGGCUGCCACUGAGGACGGCCAAAAGGAAGCGUUAGUACGAUGCGAUCACCUUCAAGCCACAAAUGAGACCAUGCAAGAUCAGCUAGUGCAGGAGAAGCACGUGAAAGAGCAGCUCAAUGAAACGCUUAAACAACGGGAUCAGGAACUGCACACGAUGCGCAGGAAGUACGAAGAACUAACCGAACAGCAAAACGUCGCGGGCAGAUACCAAACGAUCGAGCUGGAACGGUUAAACCAGCUGCUGCAUGAGGCUGAAAAAGCACGGGUAGCAUUGCAACAUGUGCUGGAUAGCCUUCAGUCGAAGAAUGGCGAGCAGUCGCGUGAAAUCGAGCUGCUGCGUGAGAGCCUAACGUCGCUUGAGAGGCAAUCACAGGAAGACAAAACGAACGUUACGAUCUUAACUUCCUUGAACCAAUCUCUCAAUGAGGAUUUGGAUCUGUUGCAACAGCAGACCAGUAUUGUAGACCAGCGCUAUCAAUCGCUGCUGGAUGAGUUCGACCAGAUGCGUGUUGAGCUGGAAGGUUCCGAAGCAGCCCGGCUGCAGGAAGUUAGCAUGAAGGAGCAGUUACAGCAUUCACUCCAGUCAAAGGAGCAGGAGUGUGUGGAGUUGCAGCAAACACUUGCUGAGCUGCGAGACGAGUGCGGACAGCUCAAACAGACCCUAGAGAAGUCCGACUCUGCCAUCGAGCAGCCACAACAGCAGCCGAAACCAGAGCAAGACUUCUGCAUGUGGGACGAUGCAGAGGGUUGGGGUGAUACGGCGCGGUUGGAGGAAAUCAUCAGCACGAGGGACGACCAGAUCAAGCAGCUGGGUUUCGAGAAGGAGCUAAUGGCGCAAGAAAUCACAGACCUCAAGGUAAAGUCCGGAAAGUUACUGCGUAAGCUUAAGGAAUGCAAAGUAAAAUGUGACGCGCUGGAAGCCACCGGUCAAGGUGGUAACGGUGCCGGAACAGCUGCACCUGUGGUGUCCUCGGACGCGCUCGAGAACAGAAUCCAGGAGCUGGAGUGGAAGCUUGGUGAAGUCGAGCAUGAGCGCACAAUGCUGCAGCGCGAAAAGGCGACACUUGACAUGAAGCUGGACAUGCUGGAGAACGCGUGUGAGAAGCUGACGGAAGUAAAGGAGUACCAAGAUCAGCAGAUUGAAAUGCUGAAAAAAGCGCAAGAUGCAGUACAACAGCAGGGACCGGGUGUACCGUCAUCCACCGCAGCUGAAGAGGAGCUUAAGGAGAAAGUGCGUCAAUGCACCGCCACGCUGCAGGUUCGUGAAUCGGAAAUAGCACAUCUGAACGCCCGGUUGGAAAAACUUGUCGAAGAAGCGACCGUUAUGGUUAACCUGCGCCAACGGGUGGAUGAGUUAGAGCAAUUGAACGAGGUGUUGAAGGCGUCAAAUACUCCACCAUCAACGUCCGAAGUAACUGAUUUUGCUGAACUGCAGCGCGAAGAGUUGCAACACACCAAUCAGUUGCUCGAGCAGGAAAAGGCUGAGAUGACACGUGAGCUGGAGGUGCUCAAUCAGCAGAUACUGCACGACCUUCAGUUCGAGGAUCGAUUGAACAAAGCACUGCUAGAGCUGGAUGCGAAAGGUGUCGAGAUACAGAUGCUUCGUUCAACGCUGGAGCAGUUACAGUGUGGAGGCGCAGGUGAUGCACCGCCGAUCAUCGACGAGCAAGGGCAGAAUGAGCAGAUCACUAACCUAAAAGAGCGCGUACAGGAACUGGAACAAGAACGAGCUCAUCUGCUGCAGGAGCACGUGCGCGAAGGUGAACCACAACUCACGCCACCUCAAGUCAUCGACGAUGCCACAGUGAAGGAAGUGCUGGAACGUCAAGAGCUCGAGAUCGUAACGCUCAAGGAGCAGCUCGCUUUGCGUAGCGCAGAGUACGCACGGCUGGCGGCACGUGUCGAUCCGUCGAAACUGUUCCAGGUCGGACUCGGUACGUGGGAUUCGAUGCCGAAACCGGAACAGCAGCAACUUCAGCAAAGCGGAGACCGUGAGCUGCGCGCGAAGCUUGAGAGCACACUCUACGAGAGCUUCCAGAUCGAAAUGCGCUGUAAGGAGCUGGAACUCGAGCUGCGCAACCUGCUGAAGGAGCGAGACACUCUUCAGCUUAAACUCUCGAACGCGCUACGUCUCAACGAGGAGUACAAGUUGCGAUGUGCCGGUUCCGCUACCGGAGAUCAAGCAGAGUACGGAACAUCCGGCGAGUGUUCGAUCGAUGCCUCACCGGAUCGUUCGCUCGUUGGCUUACCGACGGACAUGCGCCCAUUGUCCAGUCUCUCUGGGUCACGAUCAGUAAACGAUUCGCAAGAUCUAACCUCCAAGCUAUCGGAGCUGCACUCUAUCAGCUACGCGAAUGAGACACGCUGGCAGGAAGAGCGCGAGGAUCGCAAUCGCCAGCUGGCGCUGAACCAGCGCGAUCUUGCUAACAUGCCGCUUGGUAAGGUCCUAAAAUUUUCCGAGACACUUCUUUCAGCGGACUCCGAAGCGACAUCACAACAAAACGCAUCGACGGGGCUGCUGAGUUGGCUUCUGGGGAAGAAAUAG
This is a messenger RNA of Anopheles nili, 7173 nucleotides long. Its product is annotated as protein lava lamp-like. The transcript is spliced from 9 exons. The record is from RefSeq and is a predicted model, not a curated record. The coding region runs from base 1 to 7173 and encodes 2390 amino acids. Lineage: Eukaryota; Metazoa; Arthropoda; Insecta; Diptera; Culicidae.